AUGGUAACGCAAAAACAGCUUAAUGAUGCUCUUGAAAGCGCUGAUAAAAUUGCCAAAGAAGAGCUGAAACAAGCUCUUAAUGUAAUUAAAACACUUACCGCCAGAAUUGACAAACUUACUAAUAGAAUUGAUCUGCAGGAUAUUGAAAUAAAGUCUUUAAAAGAUAGUAAAAGUAGUGAAAAACCUUUGUUAUCUAAAUUAGUUGAACAAGUCGGCAAGCCCGGUACAUUAGCAAACGUAGCUGUAGUGAGCGCCCUCAAUAAGCAUAACAAGGACGUGGCUAACAGAGGAAAGAGAAUUGUAGUGUUUGGUCUACUAGAAUCUGUUAAAACUCAACCAAGCGAGAUAACCAAAGAUGAUACCGCGAAUUCAAGAAGUAAACCCGCUCCUCUUAUGAUUGAAGUUGAUUCAGUAUUCAUCAGAAAUGACGUUCUAGCAUCGGCUAAACAACUGGCAUCGGCUAAGCAAGCUGUUGAUAGAAAAGUGUAUAGUUGUAUGUUAUUAGCAGGUGAUUUCAACUUUCCGGAUAUUAAAUGGCAUAAUGACGAAAGAAUUGAAUUACUAAGCUGUCAAAAUAGUGCUGCAAGUGUUUUUCUUGUAACUUUGGCUAAUCAUAAUCUAGAACAAUUAGUUGAUUUCUCAACCUUCGAAGCAUCUAAUGGAAAUGCAAAAAAUGUUUUGGAUUUAAUUAUUACAGACUCUUCAACUAGAGUAAUCAAUUUAUCUAGCUCUAUGCCGUUAGGUGAUUUGUCACAACGUCAUCGCAUAUUGAGUUGGGAUUAUGUCGUCCUCUCUAAAAAUAGGACAACUUUCUCAAACAAAAAAUAUUAUUUUAAUAAGGGUGACUAUAAAAACUUCGGUAAAAAGAUUAUGGAAACUAACUGGCAGCAAUUAUUUGAAAAUAAAAACACUAAUGAAUGCUAUGAACUUUUCUGCAAUAAAUAUGAUAAACUCAGCAAGCAAUUCAUCCCGUUAAAAAGAGUCCAUUCUACUCGUAAUGCACCGUUGAUGAAUAAGGAAGUAUUAGCUAUGAUAAAGAAAAAACAACAACUGGGCAAUUACUUAUCUAUGACAAACUGGGGAUCAUCGACCCUCAUUUGUGAAUAUAAGAAACUAAGAAGCCAAGUUCAGAAAGCAUGUACACAUCGUGUUCGAGUAUUUGAAGCCCAACUGGCAUCAGAUAAAAAUAAUCCAAAAAGAAUGCAUGUUUAUGCUAAAGCGCAACAGAACGUACAUGUAUCUAUUGGCGCUAUAUCAGAUGCAAAAGGUGAAACGUUAACAGAGGCAAUACAUAUCGCAAACAGACUUAACGUACACUUUAAAUCAGUUUUUGUUGAUGAUAGCAUAAAUGAUCAGUUACCGGUUUUUGAGAGAAGACAUAAUCAAGAAGACUUAGGCGAUGUAAUAAUAAGUUUUGAAGCAACGCUAGCCUAUUUGAAUGGUUUGAACCCGAACAAAUCUAUUGGUGUUGAUAAAAUUAGUCCAAAGGUACUUAAAGAAUGUGCAGCUCAAAUGACUUACCCUCUAACAUUAAUUUACAAUAAAGCACUGUCUGAAGGCUCAACACUUUUAGCCUGGAAGCAGUCACAUGUUACACCAUUGUUUAAAAAAGAGAGUCGUCUUGAUGCCGCUAAUUAUAGACCAGUGUCUAUCACUUCAGUUCCAUGUAAAGUAAUGGAAAAGAUUAUCAAGGAACAGAUAACUAAACAUCUUGAAAAAACGAGCUGCAUCUCAAAUAAUCAACAUGGAUUUAUGUCCAAAAAGGGAUGCACGUCUAACUUAUUGGAAAGUAUCGACUACAUUACAAAAGCGUUAAGCAAAAGAAAUUUUGUCGAUAUUGCAUUUUUGGACUUUGCAAAAGCGUUUGAUAAAGUUUCUCAUCGUAGACUAAUAUAUAAAUUGAAAGCAUAUGGGAUCAAUGGUAAUGUUGGCAAAUGGAUUGAGUCAUUUUUGAAGAGCAGAAAACAACGAACAGUUUUAGGUAAUCACUCUAGCGACUGGACCGAUGUUUUAAGCGGAGUUCCACAAGGGUCUGUCCAACAUUAUUUAUCAUCUACAUAA
Hydra vulgaris (swiftwater hydra) is the source of this 2061-nucleotide messenger RNA. RefSeq lists its product as uncharacterized. The record is from RefSeq and is a predicted model, not a curated record. Gene Ontology annotation, molecular function: catalytic activity. NCBI's taxonomy places the organism in Eukaryota, Metazoa, Cnidaria, Hydrozoa, Anthoathecata, Hydridae.